ACAUGAGGCGUCCUUGUGCACUUGGAUGCAUCGUGCUCCUGCUUUGCGGAGUGACGGACUGCAGGCUGCUGCUGGAUGGUCUUCAGAGGUUCGGCCCGAUGCCCAUGUACCUGCCGGUCCAGUACCGGGUGCUGGGGGCGGAGUCCAGCUUCUUCCUGAAGGAGGCCAACCAGGACAUCAUGAGGAACUCCAGCCUGCAGGCCCGCACUGAACUCUUCUUCAUACAACAGGCCCACCGCACGCCAGUGGUCAACGCCACCUACGGGCCGUACUCGGUACAGCAGGCGGUGCCCAUGGACCUGCUGGGCCCCUCCCUGUUCGUCGGCUCCUCGUCGUCGUCCUCCUCCUCCUCCGCCACCGCCACCUCCUCCUCCUCCUCCCCUCCGCUCUUCACCUUCAACUGGAAGGUGCAGACCUUCAUCAUCAGCGAACGCGUGUACCCCAGCUGGCCCAAGGUGCAGGUGCUCUUCUACGUGUCGGGCCGCGACUGGGACGACUACAGCACGGUGGACCGGCUGCCCUGCGUGCGCAUGUUCGCCUUCCACGAGACGCAGGAGGUGCGCGGUACCUGCCGCCUCCAGGGCGAGCUGGGCAUGUGCGUGGCCGAGCUGGAGCCCUUAGCCGGCUGGUUCAGCCCGCCCAGCGUCGUGCCCGGCAAGCAGAAAGGGGCGGCGGCGGGGGCGGGGGCGGCGCCCGAGCAGCAGGCGGACGCCGGCACCUCUGUGGAGCUGUACUACAUGAUCCAGCCGGCCGACAGCGACGAGUGCAAGCCGCCGUUGCCGGAGGAGGGCCGCAAGUCAGCCGGGCAGCAGCAGCCUAUGAUGGGGCCUAUGGGCUACUUUGCGGCGGGGCCCACGCCCAUGCGGCGCAUCGGGAGCGUGAGGCUGUACCAGCCGCUGGCGGAGCUGAGGUUGGACGGGACCUUCGUAGUGAUGCUGCCCUCCAGGCCCAUGAGGCAGAGGGAGACGGUCAACGCCUUCCUGGCCGCCUCCACGCUCUCCAAGGUGGACAUCUUCACGCUCAGGGUGAAACUGAAGGAGGGAGUGUCCUUCCUGGGGGCGCGAGCCAGCAACCCUUCGCAGUGGACCGUCAGCCAGGACGCCCGCAGCGAGGGGCAUAGCGUCGUGACCCUGCACUGCCGCAGGAAGGACCUCAACUUUGGGCAAAGGUUGGAGGCCGCCUUCCAGAAAGUUCUCCAGGUGGACCUGGAGGUGAACGGCCUGCUGGACCCUCUGAGCAGCCGAGCUGUCACCUGGCAGGUGGAGUACCCCAUGUCCCGUACGCUCUCCAAUGAGAUCCAGACCCUCAUCCGCCUGGCCCCACAGGACCUAAGGGGCAUAGUGCCACUGGCUAUGGACACAGAGAUAUUGAACACCGCCGUUCUCACCGGCAAAACGGUGGCGGUGCCUGUGAAGGUUGUUACCGUGGGAACAGACGGCGCGGUGACAGACGUGACGGAGUCGGUGGAAUGUCGCUCCACUGAUGAAGCCGUGGUCAAGGUAUCGGAGCGCUGUGACUACGUGUUUGUGAACGGGAAGGAGACGGGCGGCAGGGUGGGGAUGCUGGUGAACUUCACCUACAGCUACCUGAGCGCCCAGCUGGAGGUCAGCGUCUGGAUGCCGCGUCUGCCGCUCCACAUCGAGCUCUCCGACUCCGAGCUCAGCCAGAUCAAGGGCUGGAGGGUGCUCAGUCCACCCUCCUCCUCCUCCUCCUCCUCCUCCUCCUCCUCCUCCUCCUCCAAGGAGGAGGAGGAUGAGAGGCUUCGUAGAGAGCGUGGCUGUGGCCCUCAGUACCAGACCUCCACGGUCCGCGUCCUCACGCACUUCGCCGCCGAGCAACCCGUGGGCACCAGCGGCCCCACAGACUUCCUGCUUGGCUCUGAUUGGCAGGUGGAUGUGACGGAGCUGGUGCGUGAUUGGCUGCGGGUUCAGGACCGGCGCGUGGCCCGUCUGCAGGAGGGAGGGGUGCUGAUGGGGCUGGACACUGGCACCACUAAAGUACAGGUGAUGUCUCCGCUGUCGGACUCGGUGCUGGCGGAGAGGAUGGUGCGGGUCCUGGAUGACAAGGUGUCCAUCACGGAGCUGGGGGUGCAGCUGGUGUCUGGCCUGUCCCUCAACCUGCAGCUCAGCCCGGGCAGCAACAGGGCCAUCGUGGCCACCGCCACCACACAGGAGCUCAUGCAGACACCUAAACAGGAGGCCCUGAUCAGUGCCUGGCUGCAGUUCAGCGAUGGCUCCAUGACCCCGCUCGACCUCUACGACCCCAGCCUGUUCGUGCUGAGCGCCACUUCCCUGAACGAGCGGGUAGUGGCCGUGCGGCAGGACCCCAUGUGGAAGUGGCCCAUGAUCGUCACCAAGGGCGAGGGCCAGGGACAGCUCAUCAAGGUGGAGAUGUUCAACCCGGAGCAGUGCAAGACCAAGCGGCGUAGUGCCCUCGUCACAGGUGUCGGUAACGUCCACGUCCGAUUCGGCCGCGAUGACGACGAGUACGACAGGGUGGACGGCGGCCGGAGGUACGGCCGUCCCAACGCGCCCUACUACGGGGGAUCCAUCUCCGACAUGGAGGCCGGGAUCAUGAACCGGGGAUCGGGCAGCAAGUCGGGGGGCAGCUCGCCGGGCAGACCGAACGGCGGGCGCCUGUCAGCGGACGCCGGCGGGCUAAACGUCCCCGUAGACUUUGCCGAGUUCCCCACGCAGCCGGAACCUGCCGGUGGUGGCCUUGGCAUUGAUGGUGGCGGUCGCGGUGGCGGCGGCGGCACGGAGGAUGAUUUCCUGCAGGCUCGCCGCAGCCUGAGUGACCUGGAGAUCGGCAUGUACGCUCUGCUUGGUGUCUUCUGCCUGGCCAUCCUGGUCUUCCUCAUCAACUGCAUCUCCUACGCCCUCAAGUACCGCAACAAGCAGCUGCCCCUGGAGGGCCCCGAGACCAUGGCGCACGCCCACGACUGGGUGUGGCUGGGGCAAGAAGGGGAGCUCCUGGAGGAGGGAGGAGGGGGCCCCCACGGCGGCGGCCUGUGCCUGACCCAGGACGAGCUGGGCAGCAUCCUGGACUCUGGCUUAGGGCUGGAGGAAGGCAGUCAGCUGCUGAUGAACGGCAUGCAGAAGAAGGGCCAGCAGGGGGCGCAGGGGCAGGUGCCACACCACCACCACCACCACCACCACCUUCACAACCACCUCCGCGCGGCCCACGAGAUGGGAGCCUGCCCGGGGAAGGAGCAGAAGGCGGAGGCCCUGCACCACUCGUCGCCCACCACCAAGAGGAAACGAGUCAAGUUCACCACCUUCGGGAGCUCCUCCAGCUCCAGCAGCAAGUCCAACAACAACAACGGCUGCCCUGGCAGCGGCAUCAGCAUCAGUCCCUUGGUGCUGGCCCAGGCCCAGAACAGUGACAACAUCAAGUGGGUGUGCCCAGACAUCGAGCUCGGGGACUCCAAGGAGCUCCGGAAUUACAUGGAGAGGCUGAACGAGAACGCUUCGAAAAGCCUAGCGUAG
This is a messenger RNA of Engraulis encrasicolus (European anchovy), 3488 nucleotides long. RefSeq names its product transmembrane protein 132C. Bases 3 to 3488 code for a protein of 1161 amino acids. The transcript has 13 exons. The record is from RefSeq and is a predicted model, not a curated record. Lineage: Eukaryota; Metazoa; Chordata; Actinopteri; Clupeiformes; Engraulidae.